Messenger RNA from Rotaria sp. Silwood2, 1149 nucleotides. The record is from the annotation of a GenBank genome assembly. Lineage: Eukaryota; Metazoa; Rotifera; Eurotatoria; Philodinida; Philodinidae.
AUGGUACCCAUGCCUGGUUUGCGUGCAGCAGAGCUAGCUUACGGUGGUAUCUCACCACGUCGCAUUCAACAACGAUCACCGACAGUUUCUGAUGCCCAGUUCUUCUUAUCAACUGGCUAUGCCACACCUAACCGGGAUACCGAACUCAUCGUUUGUCAAACUGAUGAUCCGACCUGUUCAAAACCUCAGAUCAUGAAUACGGUUAAUAGUCCUGGAUUCGGACAAGCUGGUCUACGAUUAACAUUUACUCAUCCGCUCGGAUUGCCGAUCAUGCUCAUUCCCGAAGCUCGAUAUGCCUCGCGUGACAACCGCGUGACGGGCUACAUGAUCGAAGCUUGUCAAGAUCCUCUAUGUCAAUUACCACGUUUACGUGCAUCACUUCCAUUCAAUCUCACGGGCAAGGCCUAUUGCGAGGGUACAAGUGUGGAUGUAGCUCUUAAUCGCUUUGGACAACCAUCGUGGCUCACUUUGUGCGGAUCAGAACUCAAUCUGAUUCAUUGUCUGACCGCAACGUGUAAUCAAACAUCGGUGACUCAGUUCAAUAUUAACCGCGACUGGGUCUACUUCGUUUAUCUAGCCGUGGAUUCACAGUUUCGCUUUACAAUCACGACUACUGGACAAACGCCACAAUCCGAUAUUACCUAUAUUCGCUGUCUUGAUCCUGAUUGCACUGAAUCGAUUCAAUCUCAACUCACUAUUGCCAAUCGAUCGUCACCAACGCGAUCUCCCAUUGUACGUGUCCAAGUUGUCAUCGAUCCACUUACCGACUUACCAGUAUUCCAUCUAACGGGUUCUAUAUAUCCAUCGAAUGUUCCUGUGUACAUGUUUGUGGCAUGUCAAAAUGUUGAAUGCGAUAUGUCUCGAGCUAUCUAUAUUAACUAUGGAGGAGGUGCACUUUAUGAGAAGCAAAUAAUUCACUCGAUUCAUUAUCAAUUAAAACGUGAUCGUCUUAUUCUACGACGUACAGCCGAUCAAAAUAAUAUAUAUUAUUUUGGUUGUCUUGAUGAAUUUAAUGCUAUGGCUAAUAAUUAUAUGGAAAAUGCAAAUUGUUUUGAAAUGAUUGGUAUUAUUGAUGAAUUUGAUUCGAAACAACAACAAUUAACUAAAACUAUUAAAUCUAUUGAUUUAACUUUACAUGAAUUAGAAUGA